CAUCUUAGCCGCUUAAGCAGUAGUGUUAGUGCUGCCGUGAUUAAAUCAUCGCCGCCAAACUGUGCGCUCGCGAAAAACGAAAGUUAGGAAGCACUUCAAUAGUCCACCAGCAUAUGCGGCGGUAGGAACAGUUGAGGCGCGACAGCAGCAGCAGCAGCAAAAAACAGUUAAAUAGCCACCUUGUCGCUGUCAUCCGCAACGCUGCUAGGCAGACAUUGUUGGUUUAGUGUGUGAAUUGGCUAACAGCAGUAUGCUGAUGUGUAUGUAGUAAAGGAUGUGUGUGAUUUUCUAACAUUUCUCUUUCUUUUCGAGAGCAGUGAGAAGUGAGCAAUAAAAGGAUAUUUUUUAAAAUUAUUAUUUGCAAUAAAAAUAAGAAAUUGAAUAAUAAUUUCAAACAAAUAAAAAAAAAUAUAUUAUGAAACUUAAAUUAUAAAAAGAAAUGUGCAAAAUUGUGUGAAUAAUGAAAUGAAAAGUGAAAACAACCAAAACGUAUAAGCAAUAUUAAUAAACGCAACCCACCCAAAGCAACUUGCCAGCGCGAAAUUGUUUUCCAAUUUUUAUCAAACUUUCAAUUCAAGCAGUUAAAGCUUUGUAAAAAUAAAGCACCGCCAGCAAUUAAGUUUUUUCGUCGCUGACACAAACUCACCGUAAACGUGUCAUGAUGAAUUUCUCCGCGUUUGGUGGUCCCUUCUCCGGCAUACAUCAGUUUGCGGCCAAAUUCGGCCACGACACACAAGGUCCACCCGGCGCCUUUGCCACGCCCACCGGCAUCAAUGGCAAUGCCACGACGGGAGUCGCCGAUAAUCAUGUGCAACGCUAUCAGACGAAUGGCAAUCAUUUCAAUCAAAAUAUACCAAAUGUCUCGGCCGCCAAUAAUACAAUGCAAUACGGACAAAAUAUAUCCAUACCAUAUUCGCAGCCGCAAACUGAUUUGAAUUUUCUCAACUCUGCGGAUCAUAAAGGAAAGAUACAUCCGAAAAUCGAACGCGACCGCGAAGAAGUUUUGAAUCAACAAAUUUUACAAAAUGUCAAUCAGUCAUGGCAAACAUUGGCCAAUACUGCCAAUACCGUUGAUUAUUCCUCUCAUUUGCUAUCCGCAACACUGCCAAUCUCAAUACAGCACUUCCUCAAAUAUUCCGAAACAAUAAAGAAGGAAUCCUCAGGUAUUGUCGGCUCACAAAUCAACUCAGGGAAUUUAAAUUUGAGCAAUUUGGAUACAUCACCAUCGGGUUUUAAGGGUGAUGUCCUCAAGAAUGGCACGAAUUUGAGUCUGGCACUCGGCGGUGUCGCACUCGCGCCACCGUCCAAUCAACAAACAAAUGGCGCUACCCAUCACAAUGGUGGCAUUGUGGGCAUGGAUCAUACUGGUCAUAUGACUAAUAUGACAGAUAACACCAAUAAUGGCGCAUCUCUACAUCAGGGCGUUAAUGGCAAUGCACCAAAUCCAAAUGUCAAUGGACAGGCAAAUAAUGGCCAACCCACCACAAAUGGUACGGUUACGAAUGGUAAUGCGGUUACAAGCACUGCACCAGCUGGCACCACGACUACCUCAACCGGUGGUACUACUACGACCACUGGCAAGAAGACCAGAAAGAAGAAGCCACCAAAGGAGAAGAAGCCACGCCCAAAACCGGGUGAGAUUCGUGAGAUUAAAGCUUUGGACGGUUCUACACUCUAUUGCUGCCCCGAAUGUCAGAUGGCUUAUCCGGAUCGUAGUUUAAUCGAACAACAUGUGAUCUCACAUGCCGUGGAGCGACGAUUCGUUUGCGACAUCUGCAAUGCAGCAUUGAAACGUAAAGAUCACUUGACCCGUCACAAGUUGUCGCACAUACCGGAUAGGCCACAUGUUUGCAAUAUUUGUAUGAAGUCAUUCAAGCGUAAGGAGCAAUUAACUUUGCACAUUGUCAUACAUUCCGGAGAGAAGAAACACGUUUGUGUCGAGUGUGGCAAAGGCUUCUACCGCAAAGAUCAUCUGCGCAAGCACACACGAUCGCACAUUGCACGUCGCGUUAAGUCGGAAGUAUCGGCGCAGAAUGUGAAUGGCAGCAGUGGCACCGGAAACACUGCCCAGAACAACACGAUACAAGGCUCCUGAGGUUCGUACAAGGACUUUUGGUAAAUCUUCAGAAAAACUUCAUACGUGCUACGACAUGUUGAAGGCAUCAACUGCCAUGGGCGCGCUUAAUCAAGUUCGCGUCGUAUGUUAGUGGAUGCAAUCAAUGUGUGUGUAGUUUGAAGUUUCUCUGAAUGUUUAUCAAUUGUCCUGCUGAGCCUGACACGAUGUAGAAAGGAGGUGAAAUUCAAGAACAGUAGCAAGAAUGUGAAACAAGUGAUUUUUGAUUCUAUUCUGAUUAAUCAUGAGAAAGUAGUGUUUUUUUUUAUUUUGUGUUAUAAAUGUUUUGAUGAAAGUAUUUGCAAGACACGCAUGUGUCACAUGAAGAAGCAUUCGUGCAAAGAGAUGCGAACGUACACAAUCGCACAAAGCUACAAACCAACGUACAUACAUGUAUAAGGUAAAACAAGGCGUCGCAUUUGCAAAUGAACGCCAAUUAAAACAACAACAACUAGUAAUAACUGAGACCGUUAAAUAGCAAUUUCGAUGUACAAAAUAUUUAUUUAAAUUAUGUAUGAUGUUAGGAAGACAAAAAAAAAAAACUAAACAAAAGCAAAAACAUAUAUAAAUUAACAGAUUAUUUAUGCUGCGGAAAAAGGUAGGAAAUAUAAAAUAAUGUCUUAACGACACGAAUAGCAACUCAUGGUGAAGUACGCGCAAAUAAUUACAGGCAUACAUAUACAUAUAUAUGGCAAAUAUAUGCAUGUAUGCUUAAUUAUAUGCGCAUUUAUAAUAAAUAUAAACUUUAAUAAUUAAGCAACAAAGCGAAAAAAAAACUAAAUUAAUUUUAUAAUAGUGAACAAUUUCAUUUGUUUCAUUUAUUUUUGAGGGUCUGUGAUCUUUUUUGGCUAUAAAAAAUGCAUAAAAUAAGACAGCAAACGAUCGCUAAUAAUAAAUACAUAAAUAAGUGCGAAUGAAUAUAAAAAUGAAGUUGGUAAAAAAUUCUAUUAGCUAGCGGACACACACUUAUACAUAUAUAAGUAGAAAUUAAAACACCGAAGCAAACAUUAUACGUUUUUAUAUGUUGUAAAUUAUAAAAAAAAAAAACGAAAAACAAACACGUGCAAUUUAAUUUAUUGUAUAUUUUUUGUUUUUUUUUUUCAAUUCUGUUGUACCUAAUUUUUGUUCUGUUCAAGUUUUUUCCAUAUUAAUGAAAUAAAAAUUUAUAUUAAAUUAAGUAUUAAGUAAAACAUUAAAAAUAAACAACGUUAAGUAUAAGUAUACAUACAUGCAUUUCAAAAAAACGCAAAUGCAUACAAACUUACAAAAAAAAUUGAUUUGAAAUUUGUAUUAGUAUUGCUACGACAUACACUGUAUGGCACAACACUUAUUCCAUAUAUUCACGUACAUACAUAAAUUGAAUGUAAAUAAACAUAUGUGGUAUCUAUGGUACUUUUAAUGGACAUAUAUACGCGCAUACAAUUGAAGUAUGUAUAUAGAAAUAUUAUAGUUUAGGAUUGAACAGACUAAUUAAAGCAUUAAAAAAAUUUAUAAAUUAUUUUUUUUUGAGCCACACAAUUACAUAUUGACUCAUAUUGUACACAAAUAUGUCCCACAAAAAUAUAAUUUUUCUUAUUUAAUUAUAAUUCCAUCAGUAAUUGUUCAAGACAUUGAGCCAUAUUGCAGGUUUUACCUCGAUAACAGUCAAAAAAAUUAAGCAUUUUAUGACCAGCGCAUGUAACGUCAUCAAACUGACAACUGAACUGAUACAGCGGUAUUAAAUUUGACAUUUCGAACUGACAACUCAAAUACAAGUAGCAUUUACCGCCUCGAUUUAAUUUACCAUUCAAACUGAAAUGCAUUUUGACUUGCCAACCAUUGCAAUAAUAACAAAUACACAACAACUACAAAGCAAGUAUUAACAAAUUUUCAAAUUCAACUAAAUCCAUGCAUACAUAUACAAUAAAUAAAAUACAAAUUUAGAUACAAACUUAUAUAGUUUAAGAUUAAAUAAGCUCUACAAACAUUGCCAUUAAAACAGUUAAGCACAUCAUAUACAUAUAAAUAACCACUGAACAAUAAACAAUAAGAAGCAAAUACAACAAACAAUACUUGAAAUACAAAUUUUGCAGUAAACUUAUAGUUCAAUUCAAGUACAUACAAAACAUAGAAAUAUAAGAUCAACUACAUACAUACAUAUGUAUAACUUAAACAACAAACAAGCAUAUAAAGAUCUAUUUUUUGUAAGUUAGCCAACUAAGCAGUAUUUAUACAUAAAGUAAACAAAAAUAUGAGAAAAUACAAAGAAAUAAUUAAAUAAAAAAUUAUAUAAAUAAAAUCACCAUAAAACAUCACCAAAUUGACGGCGAUUAUUUUUCUACUAACAACAACUACAUAUGUACAUGCAUAGAAUGAAGAAAUGAAAAAAAAUCUUUAAUGUCCAAAUUUUUGACAAGAGUGUGUACUGAGCACAUACGACUAAGUACAUACGUAUAACGUAUAUGUAUAUAUGUAAUGUGUGAACAUCAUGAAUUACAACACACUGCAAAUGUAUGUAAAUAUGAAUAAAUGCAUUUCAAAAUGUCAUAAGUGUUGUUGUAGCCAUUAAUGACUUACACAUCAAACUAUAUAAAUAGUAAUACAUAAGAGACAUACAUACUUACAAAUUUAUGUAUGUACAACAAAAAGCGAAUUAAAGUUCAAACACUUAUUUCAAGUGACAGCAAAGAUUUGUUCAAAUUAAUUGCAUUUGACUCAGCACUCAUAAUUAACUUGUAUUACAAUAAAACAAAACAAAACACAAACACUAACAAAAAGUAAAUGCGGCAAAUAAAUAAAUAUAAAAUAACUUUAUAAUAGCCUACUCCUUACAAAGAGAUAGCAAAAUCAUCACAUGGUCAACAAAUAAUCAAGCACUUACAAUAAAUACAUACAUUUACUUGAUAGAUCGCAAAGUAAUACUGAAUAUAAAUUACAAUUUGUAUAUAAAAUGUAACUAAUCAAAGAAAUAAUAAUAAACAUACGCAUACAUAUAGAUAUUUAAGCGUAGCAUUUUCUCAUUAUCAUAAAUAAUAUUUUCGGUAAAGUGGUAAAACCUUUCAAGCGCUUUCUGACAAAACAAAAAGGAUUCAUAUGAAACCAUGACAUAAUUUUAAAUAUUAUUUUUGUGAAAAUUUCGACGCUAAACCGGUACAUAUACGCUAAAUUUGCAUUACUUACUUUUCAGACAAACAAUCCUUAAUGUGAAAUUUAUAUUAAUUAUAUUCUAUGUAAUAUGUUUAAAAUUAUUAAGCAAAGAAGACUAUAAAACUAAAAAACUACCAUUUGGAAUUAUAGUCUGAACCUCCCUUUAAUUGCAGAUAAAAACAUAAACACAUUAAUAAUAUAAAUAAUAAAAAAUCUCCGAUUUAAAUCGAGUAAAUGCACGAAGACACAUUACGAGUACAUGCGAAAAGUACAAAUUGUGUGGUAAAUUUAAAAAGUCAGCUGAUAAUAUACCUACAUAUACAUAUGUAUAUAAAACCAACAUUAAAAAAGUCAAAAAAAAAAUUUUUAUAAAUUGAUGUAUUGCUGGACCACGAACGUACAUACAUACAAACGCUAAAAUCUUACACGCUAUACUUCAGCUUAAAUGAGUUAGAGUUUAGAAAUAUAACAGAAAUUAAAAUUGCUAGAUGCGUCCAUUAAAGCGUUUGACAAACAAAAUUGCUUUCACUCCAUUAUAAGAAUGCGCUCUCACUGUCAUUUUUCUUUCAAUACAACUUCAAUAGCUGAAUUUUGCUUGAAACUGUUCGUUCAUAAAACUAGAUUCAGCAUAAUAAUCAAGCAAAAUUCGCGAAUACACUAAACCAAGACUCAGCUAAAUAUAUUACUUCUAAAACUAUCAGACAAUCUCAGUGCAACACAGAUGAUUUGGCUUAUAUGCAACGAAUUCUAUUAAUUUCACCACUUUCUGAUGCCGUAACAAAAAACACAAAAAUCAACUAUUUGAAUAUGUUCGUAAAUACAAACGUACGGUGAGUUGCCUAACACCUGAGUUUCACACAAUAACGAAUUAAGCAAUAACCCUAGGACCCUGUUUUCAUAAACACGCUCAUCAAACGGAAUCACAUUUUCAUUUGCACUUGAUGCAUGUGCAUUAAUAUAACGUAAUUAAGACAAAACGUAACCUAAAAGCAAAAUAAAAUUAAUGUAAACAACAACAAAGAAAUUAAAUGAACUCAGGGAUAGAGCCUCCAAAAAAUUUAAUGAAUAAAAGACAUGCAAUAUUUUAGCAGAAAAAAAAAACGAAAAACAAAUAAAAUAAUUACUUAUACGAAAUUUUAAAUUUAACAAAUUUUAACAUGGAUAAAAAUAUAUGUCUAAAAAAGCAUGAAGUAAGCUAAAAAAAAUAAUUAUAAAAACUCAAAGCACAGGAAGAAAAUUUAAAUUGUUUGAUUGAUAUGAAAUUUUAAAUAUCUAGUAAACAGAUAAGAAUUUAAAAGUUUAAAAAUAAAAAACACAACUUAAAACACAUUUGAAAGAGUCAAUAAAAAUAAAAAGCGCGCAAAGUAUGAAUAUGAGGUUAAAACACUUGAAACAAAUUUCACACACAAAAUUUUGCACAAUACUUAUUAAAUAAUUUAUGUAUUCUAACAGUAAAAGUCCAAACAGUUUAAUUGUAAUUGAAUCUCGAAAUGUUUUUGCUUGAAAAAUAUCCAGUUUUUUGUGAUAAAAUACAUACGUAUGUAUGUAUAUAUUCGUAUGUGUACUAUAUGUAUGCAACUCAACCUUUGAGUAUGUAUUUUGCUAAAAAAAAACUAACAAAAAAAGUUGUAAAAGUUUGGCGUUAGGGGCGGCUUAGAGAUGAUUCGGUAGAAUGUUUUAAAUGUUUAUAUAUUUGUUCCUGUUUUGGUGAUUCGUAGCAAUUUACAGAAAAAAAAUCAGAAGUACGUGCAAGCUGAGAUUUAAAAUAUAUAUUCGAUGAUAAAAAUUCUUUAACUACUUGGAACGAAACUUUAUGUUUAAAAAUCGCGCUCUCAUAUACGAAUGUUUUGAUGAAAGCCCCAAAGAGCCAGUUUCAUAGUGAGAUAGCUUUGUAUAAAAAUACAUGAUAUAUUGGCAGCAUUACCGAUAGUAAGCAAAGUAGGUUUCAAUGAUAAGUAUGUACUUCUUGCGGUUUUUCAUUUCAUUUUUAUAUUGUGGAAUUUUAUUUUUUUUUAUACUGUGGAAUUCAUUUGAUUUGAAAAUAAAGGAUGUCCAUUAGUUGCCUUUUAUGACAUUCAGUUUUGGUUUUUGUAUUGUAAUGGACUGAUAUAAUACCUUUAAGAUAAUGUCUAUACACAAUGUGUUAGAAACUUUUCGACUAUACAAUAAAUCUUUAUUUUUUUCGAUAAUAAUUUAGCUCUCUCACUUACUAUGAAGUAGUUGAAAUAAUUUUAAGUUUAAGCAAAAGUAAGGUUAGAAAGUUGUACGUUGGCAAAUUUGAUAACAAUUGGUAUGAAAGAAAAUAUUUUUAUAAACAACCUGAAAAGAGUAGUUUAUUUUUAUAUAUAUAAAGAAGAGUUGAGGCGUAGCGUAUGGUGAGUGGGUCAAGACUUUGAUCAGGUUUUCAAAUAUUAAUAUAUACAUAUAUGUAAUAGUAAGUUGCGAACAAAAGACGACAUGGUAGUACGUAGUAGGAUUAUAUAUAAACUAUUUUUAUGAAGAUAUGGACUGUAAAAUGGAACGAUGCGGAAGAAUGAAAAAUUAAUUAAAAGCUCUCCAUUGGAAAGGGUAGCGAGUAUAUAAAAAGCAUAAAACAUUGUAAAGAAAUGCAUACAUACGAGUACAUACAUAUUGGUUAAAUAAAUCUUAAAGAAAAUAUAAAAAUUAAAUUCACUUUACAGAAGCUGUUUUUCACUUAUUAAAUUAGAAAUGAAAAUUAAAAAAAAAAAAGAAAUUUAAUAUUACAAAAGUUAGUUUACGACAAUGGUGAUAUAGUAUUGGUGUAGCAACAAUUACAUAAUAAAUUCUUCAAUUGGACGAUCAUUCAGAAAACAAGCGGCAACAUUUAUGAAGCGUAGUAAUUACAAGUGAUGAAGAAGCAAGCAGACAUACAUACAUUCAUA
Messenger RNA from Zeugodacus cucurbitae (melon fly), 8142 nucleotides. RefSeq names its product specificity protein transcription factor 3 (gene l(3)neo38). The transcript has 5 exons. NCBI's taxonomy places the organism in Eukaryota, Metazoa, Arthropoda, Insecta, Diptera, Tephritidae. Gene Ontology annotation, molecular function: RNA polymerase II cis-regulatory region sequence-specific DNA binding; DNA-binding transcription factor activity, RNA polymerase II-specific. Bases 659 to 2095 code for a protein of 478 amino acids. Gene Ontology annotation, cellular component: nucleus. The record is from RefSeq and is a predicted model, not a curated record. Gene Ontology annotation, biological process: regulation of transcription by RNA polymerase II.